This is a messenger RNA of Andrographis paniculata, 1571 nucleotides long. RefSeq names its product caffeoyl-CoA O-methyltransferase-like. Bases 1 to 513 code for a protein of 170 amino acids. The transcript has 6 exons. Gene Ontology annotation, molecular function: S-adenosylmethionine-dependent methyltransferase activity; O-methyltransferase activity. NCBI's taxonomy places the organism in Eukaryota, Viridiplantae, Streptophyta, Magnoliopsida, Lamiales, Acanthaceae. The record is from RefSeq and is a predicted model, not a curated record.
AUGGGACAAAAUGGCGAGUCGAAGGAUGAUCAAGCAGCCAGGCAUCAGGAGGUUGGGCACAAAAGCCUUCUGCAAAGUGAUGUUCUUUACCAGAUUCUGGAAACCAGUGUUUAUCCAAAAGAGCCAGAGACGAUGAAAGGGCUCAGAGAAAUUACCGCCAAGCAUCCUGGUGAAUUUUCGGAUGAGGGGCAGUUUCUUAACAUGCUUCUGAAGCUGAUUAACGCUAAGAAAACGAUGGAGAUUGGAGUAUACACUGGGUACUUGCUUUUGGCCACCGCCCUUGCUCUUCCGGAUGACGGUACAAUAUGUUGCCAAAACCAAAAUAAAUCGACCUUUUUUUUUCUGUUACUAUUUUAUAAUAUAGGAAUCUACAUAGUACAUCCACCACUAUUUAUGCUCUACUUACAGCUACAUGAUUCUGUGGAGUUUUCUUUCAAUAUGACUACUGGGUCUUUGCAUUGGGAACUAUUGCAAAGAGAAAGUUUCCGGGCAUGGCUGUGGAUAAUCAGGUAAAAUGAGGACACAAUAAUCAUCUCAGAAAUAAACUAUUCUCAGCUUGAUCUCAGGAGAACAAACCUGCCGCUAGAACCACAAGGGCAGGGCGAUCAUUACCAGCUGAUAGAUGCCAAGAGGUUGAACUUGAAUCCUGAAAACUGAUGAGAGGCUGCUGAAAAUUUGAUUCAGAUUCCUAUUUGUCUGUUUAGGUAAAUACAUUAUGAUCCACUCUAUAAUCCGAUGCACUAUAAUUCAUUAGAUAACAUUCUUGAUCUUUGCUACAUAUGUUAUUAUGUUACUCCUUGCUCAGCUUUCGGACCAUAAAAGGACAAACUCCUUACAUCUGCAUUCAUGAGUAUGAGUAUGUAUGUAUGUUAUGUAUUACUUUGGUUGAUUAUCCAAUCCAAAUUAGUUGUUGUUUGUGCAAGUAAGUUCUUGCGUGUGCUAUGUUAGUUAUGUAGACUUCUAUGAUGAAAAGAAUGUUUUGAAUGCAAGAAAGAAUGCAUCAAAUCAGGUACUUCUUGAUGGCUGAAUAUUGACAUGGGAUACCUAUUGCUAGUGUUAUCAUUAUGUAAUUUUCUUAUGUCUUUGAAUCCAAUAUAGCAUAAUAACAACUUGAUUUCUUAAUUAUAAAAAUGUGAAUUAUAUUUGUAUCAAUAUUUGAGGUUUUAUAAAUGACCUCUUGGCUUGUUUCAAGUUACCGUCAAUAAAGUUAUUGUUUUGUAUGACAAUGACAGCAUAACACCUAGAGGCGUAAAGAUUGGUACAUUUGCAAUGAUUUUAAGAGGUCGUUUGAAAGCUUAUUUGAAACGAGAGUUGAAUUUCUUAUUCAAGCGGCUCGUUAGUUCUAUAUAGAAAGAAAAUGGGAACAACAAAGAAAUCAUUGCAAUGGAUAGAAGGUCACUAAUUAUGUGGCAAUUUUUUACAACGGAAAAUCUUGAUUGUCACAUUGUAUUACUACAAUAGUAUUUACUACCGCUCCCAUUUAGAUGCAAAUUUCGUUGUAAUUGUAAGUUGUGACGGAAAUUUUGUCUGUUGUUACAGAAUUUUUCCGUAGUAAUUUUCAAUUUUUUUUG